CUACUCUAGUUCACAGUCUCUUGAAAAACACGUGAAAAUAUAGAGGUUAGCACAUUAAAUCCUGAUAUUAAAUCAUUGAUAUGUAAUGUCACGUUUUAGAAUUUGGCAAUAUGGUAUACCAUUUAUGAUUUUUAUUCUUGGUGGAUCAUUUGGCCUUCGAGAAUUUACAGAAUUACGUUAUAGAUAUAAACAGGUAUAUGAGUAUACAAUACGUGAUGAACUAGAAAAAAAAGGAAUUGAGAUGAAACAACCAGAAGAAAUAACUUUAGAAAAAGAGUAUGAAAAAUUAAAAAAGGCAGAUUUGGAUAAUUGGAAAAACGUUCGAAUACCAAGACCAUGGAAAGAAUAAGAAGAUGCAAAGAUUUAGUUAUCGAUAGAAAAAUUCUCAAUAGAUUUUACUAUUAUAAUUUUAUGGUAUAAUUAAUUCAUAAAUCUUCAGAAUGCAUUUUGAUAUUUGUAUUUUU
Molecule: messenger RNA, 464 nt
Organism: Linepithema humile (Argentine ant)
Lineage: Eukaryota; Metazoa; Arthropoda; Insecta; Hymenoptera; Formicidae
Source: RefSeq, a predicted model, not a curated record